This is a messenger RNA of Funneliformis geosporum, 572 nucleotides long. NCBI's taxonomy places the organism in Eukaryota, Fungi, Glomeromycota, Glomeromycetes, Glomerales, Glomeraceae. The record is from the annotation of a GenBank genome assembly.
GAACGCUUAGAUUUGGAUCUUGUGAGUUGUGUGAAUUUCAAAUUUCGAAAUUUAAUGGUUAUAUCGAGAAAUCUGCAGUUCAGGGGUAUUUUGGUGCGGUAUUUCAACUUGGAUAUUGCUAUGUAAACGGAAUCGGAGUAGAGGCUAAUAAAGAAAAAGGUUUUGAAUUAUAUAAUAAGGCUGCUGGAAAUAAUGAUGAUAUACUAUUAAUUUAUUGUGAUGAUGUCAUAUUUAGUGACUUGGAUGAAGUUAACUAUUGGUAUCAUAAAGCCGCGGACAAUGACAAUAAUCAACUUGCAUUAUAUAAGUUAGGCGAACUUUAUGAAAUAGGAAAAGGUGUCGGUGAAAAUUUGACUAGAGCAUUUGAAUUUUAUAAGAGUUCAGCUAAUCAAGGAUAUUCGGAGGCCCUAUGCAAAGUUGGAUAUUACUAUGAACAUGGAAUUAUAGUUGAAGCUGAUAAAGAGAGGGCAAUGGAUUUGUACAGAUUAGCUGCUAAGGAAGGAAAUGGAAUGGCUCAAAAAUAUAUUGCGAAUUUGUUUGAACAAAGUGAAGAAAUAGAAAAUAAUAUAUAG